AUGUAUAUUUCAAUAUUCAUAAUUCAAAUUUUGAAUGUUGCCUUAGCAAGUAAAAUAGAUAUGUUAAUAAUUGUAGCAUUGGAUUGUUCAACAAUAAAGGGAACAGCGUUAAAUAGUUUUGCAUAUAAAAUAGAUGGGUCUGUGUAAUUUGAAUUUACAAUCACAAGUGAUGGUAAUGUGGAUUUAACAUUUCCAACUUUUUGGAAUGGAUCACCAUCUAUAUAACCUUUAAUAAGUGGAAGCACUACUUGUCGAGAAGUAAUAAUAUUAAAGAUUAUAAAGACUUCAUUAAAUAUAGGAUGUACAUAGUAGAGUCAAAAGUUUACAUGUCCAUUAAUAGCAGGUAAUAUGAUAAUUCGAUGUAUAAAUGUAAGAGGACCACAUACAAAUAAAUAGAUAGGAAAUUUCAAUAUAUAAUUUGCUUCUUAAUCAUGUGAUAACAUUCAAAUAAAGAGUUUUUAACCAUAUGGGGGUUCAGUUGCAUUUUCAUCUAAUUCAACAAGUGGUUUAUAUCCAAAUACAGAUAAAUUAUAAAUGAUUUGGGAAAAUAUAGUAUUACCCAUUUCUUUUAAUUAAAAUCCAAGAAUUGAGAUUUCAAUAUUAAGCAAUGGAGAGUUUGUAACAACAUCAACAGUGAAAGGUUAUGUAUCAGCAACAUCAAUUGGUUUAUUAGAAUCACUAACUGUGAGUACUCCAAAUUUGAUUAAAGCUUAAAUGCCUCAAUAAAUUGCAAUUAAGGAUGUUUCAAUUAAAUUAUAUAUGGAAUCAUUAAAAGUAAUGGGAAAUACUUAACCUAUUUAAUCUUAGAUUGAUUUCAAGGAUUCUAAUGAUGUAUUGUAAUAUUAGAUAGUUUUUCCAACAAUUUCAGUUUAAAAUGAUUAAUUAUCAGCUAGUUUAAAGAUUGAUUCAACUGAGAUUAACAUUUAUACAAAAUAUACAUUUAGUAUAACAAUCAAAAAUGCAUUGAAUUCAGCAGGAUUUGUUAGAAUAGCUUUAGCAAAUACAUUAUUAUCUUCUGCUCUUAUUUGUUAUUGUGAUAAUUAAGUAGCUAUUCCAAUCAUCACUUCAGAAUAUAUUGAUAUAGGUGGAUGUUUAACUACUGUUGGUACUCAUAAUAUUGCAAUUUAAAAUGUAUUAAAUCCAUUAUCUACUAUUUCUACUAUUACAAUUUCUUAUAUAUAAACAAUGUAGAAUGGUUAUUCUGUUGAUAGAAUGAUCAACUUUUUAUAUUCAUCACCUUCAUUCACACCUGGAAACUUGAAUGUUUAAUAUGAAAGAUAAGGAUCAAAUUCAGAUAUUGUUGGGGAUUAUUCAUUUUUCAUUUUAAAAAUCACACCCAAAAAUAAUAUUCCACCUUUAGGAAUAUUAAAAAUGGAAAUCCCAUAAGAAAUCAAAUUUAUCAAUCAAAAUACAUAAACUUGUAAUACUGAUAAUGAAUAUGGUUGUCAAAUUCUAACUAUUUCAGAUUAAGUAUUAGAAUUUAAAUUUACUAAUUCUAUUGACAAUUCCAAAUUAUUUACUAUUAAUUCUAUAUCUAUCCCUAUCAGAAAUCCAUUUGAUACUAGUUUAACCAAUAAUUUUAAAUUUUCUACUUAUGAUUAAUUCAAUACUAUUAUAGACACCAUAUCAAAUGUCUAAGGAUAUUCAGUUAAUACUAGAUCAUCAUUUGAUGGAUUAGUAAUUAUUGAAUCAAAUCAACCUUUUAAAAAUGGAUAAUCCAAUACAUUUUAUUUUACUAUUAAAAUUAAAACUCCUUAAUUUUAUCCUAUUUAAAUGACAGUUAAAGUUGGUGAUUUAACUAUUAAUAAUAAUCCAUCAUGUUAACUUGAAGGAGCUGCCAUCAAAACUUGCACUAAAAUAUCAUCUAAUUAAUUAGAUGUAUUAAUUGAAAGUACAGACUCAGUCUUAUUACCAACAACAUUAAAGUUAACUGUUUCUACUAUCAAAUGCAAGGAUACAAUGACAAAAAGUUAAGAUUUCGAAUUUUCAACUUAGUCCCUAAAUGGGUUUAUGAGCUAUUAAUAAGGACCCUUUAUUAGUAAUACAUAAUUUGGUGAUAUUACAUAAACUUCAUUGCAAGUUGAUUAAUAGUAUUAUGGAGCUACAAGUGCAGUCUAUUAAUUUAAUUUUGCUUUACAAAAUCGAUUGGCUGAAGGUAGUUAUUAAAUUAAUAUAUUCUUUCCAUUUAAUCUUCCUUCCUCAGGUUAUUCAUGUAAAGAUACAUCCAAUAACAAAUUGGAUUGUAAUGUUUAAUCUAAUAAUAUCCUAGUUUUAACUGGACCAUUUGACUCCAAUCAAUUACAAUAUAAUGUAAUAGUGAAUGGAAUCUAAACUCCUCAAAACGAAUAAUAACCAAGAACAUUUACUAUUAAGACUUAUAGAAAGAUUGACAAUUCUCUUUAUUUAGUUGAUAGUUCACUUAAUGGAGCUUUCUAAUUUAAUAUACUUUGCCCAGAAUCGAAUAAUUGUAAAACUUGUACAAUUAUAACACCUGAUAAUAUUUAAUGUUAAACUUGCUAUACAUCUAUAGUAUCUAAAUUCAUUUAUAUGAAAUCCACUACUUGUGUAGAUAACUGUGGAGAUGGAUAUUAUUAAAAUGAACUAGAAUUUUCAUGUUAAUAAUGUCCUAAAAAUUGUUAAAGUUGUUAACCAAUAAAUAAUAUUCUAACUUGCGAUAAAUGUUUUGCUAAUUAUAAGUAUUAAGAUAGUAUAUGUCUUGAUAAAUGUGGAGAUACUUAUUAUUUACCAUUAACAAUAAUAGACAAAUGUGAAAAAUGCGAUAGUGAAUGCAUUUUAUGUUCAAUGAAUUCAUCAUAUUGUUCUAAAUGUUAACCAAAUAUACCUUUAUAUGAUUUUAAAUGUUAUAAAAAUGGAUGUCCAAAAGGAUAUUAUUAAUCAUAUAACUCAAAUAAGAUUCUAGUAUGCGAAUUAUGUCCAGCUACUUGUAUAAGUUGUAUUUAGAAUGAUUAAUGUACUGAAUGUCAACCAGGUUAAUAUUUUUCAUUAGGAACAUGCAGAGCAGAUUGUCCUUCUGGUUAUUUUAUAUAUGAAGAAGCUAUGCAAUGUAAACCAUGUAUUCCAGGAUGUAAUUAAUGUUCUAAUGAAACUACUUGUGUAAAAUGUUCAGAUGGAUUCCUUUUAAAAUAAUAAUCAUGUGUAUUAACAUGUGAAGAAUAAUAUUAUGUAGAUAUUUCUCAAAACUCUUGUUUAAAAUGUAAUUAAAAUUGUUAAACUUGUGAAUUGAAAGAUCAAAAACAAAUUUGCCUAUCUUGUGUCAAACCAUAUUAUUUUUCUAAUUUUAAUUGUGUGUAAUAAUGUGAAUCAAACUAUUAUUCUAUAAAUCAAGAAUGUUUUUAAUGUUCAUAAAAUUGUCUUACAUGCAAAGAUAAUUCAUAAACAUGUACAUCAUGUUUAGUUUAAGGAGAUACACCAUUAUUUUUAGAUGGAACUAUUUGUGUCUCUAAAUGUUCAGAUUCUUAUUUCUCUGAUCUUACAAGUGGAAAAUGUGUAUAAUGUCCAAGUUCUUGUACUUAAUGCACUUCAUUAACGAAUUGUACUCAAUGUAAUUAAUCAUCAAAUAUUCGUUAUUUGAUUUAAGGUGUUUGCAAAGAAGAAUGUCCAAAUAAUUAUCAACCUAAAGGAUUACUUUGUGAAUUAAUACCUGAAUAAGUUAUUAAUAACUUAGGACCUAAUAGAUAUAUUCCAGUUCCACAUGUUAUAUUAUUCACAUUUUUUACAAUCUCUGUUUUAGUAUCAAAGUAAUACAAAAGUGAAACAUACAUGCCAGGAUCUAUUUUAGGAUUGAAUGCUCCUCUUAUAUUAUCAUCAUGGUUAACUCUUUUGUUUUUAUUACAUAAUUAUUAUGAAUACUUAGAUAUGUAUUACUUUUGGAUACUAGCUGUAGGAAUUGUACUUAAUCUCAUAUUUAAUAUUGUUCACUUUAUUUUGGUUUAUUCCAAAAUUUGGAUUGAUUAAGAUUUCAUUAGAUGGUAAGCUUCUUAAAUUAAAAAUAAAGUUACCAAUUAUAUCUUGAUUUCAUUUUCUAUCUUGUUAGCAUUUCCAUUAUAUAAACUUAUUAUGAGUCGAUAUUUUGGUUUCUCCUUUUUUAAAGCUAAAAUGAUUGACAUCAAACCAUUUUUUUCUUUUAAUUGCUUAAAUGGAUUAUACAUUACAUUUGUUAAUAUACCAAUAAUCAUAAGUUGUGCUCUGAUUGCAUAUAAUGAGUCUUCACUUAAUAGUUAGACUUUUAUAAGUGCUAUUGAUUCACUUAUUGUUACUUUUUGCAACAUUUUAUUGUUGAUUUGGGAAACUUAGAAAGGGGAAUAAUUUUUUGAUGAAUUUGUUUAAAAUUAUUAUUUGAAUGAAUCUAAAUAAAAUUUUGAGAAACAUGAAAUUUCGGGAUACUUUCAACAUCCCUUUGAUUAGAAAUCAUAAUUUGAAUAAAAAAUAGAUAUCUCAGAUUUAGAUGCUUAGGCCGUAAAUUAAGAAAAUGAUAUUACUAAAUAGAAAUCACAUGAACAAUCAUAAGAAUAAUCAUGUAAUUUAAAUGGGAUUAGUAUAAUUUUGAGUGAUAAGAAUUCUAAUCCAGUAUUUUAAUAAGAUAGUCAAAGGUCCUAAUAAUUUCCAUAAAAAUAAUAAAAAUAGAUAGUGCCUUCUAAUUUAAAACAUACUGUUUACUAUAAGAAUAUAUAAAAUAAUAAUUAAGAGAAUCCUGACGAUGAACCUCCUUAUGCUUCUCCAGGAUCUGACAAUUUCAGUUCUAUCAAAUCUUAAACUAGUUAACAUUGUUAGAAUACUUUUAAUGAAUAAAGUUAAAGUCACUUAAAGGAUAUAAGUUAAAUUGACGAUUCCGAAGAACCUCAUGAAAACAGUUAAUUAUCGAUAUUUGAUGAGGAAAAGAAUAAGAGUCCAUCAAAAUAAUAAAAAGUUUUAUAGUUAUAAAAAGUUUAAGAUUAUCCUCCUGAUCAUUUUAAUAUCAUUACUACAUUUGAAAAUGAUAAUGAAAAUGAUUCUUAAUAAAUUAAUUUAUAAGUUGAAAAAGCUGAAAUUUCUAUCAAAAAGAAUUAAUCGGAAAUGUUAAAUAUUUAAGGAGAUAAUAAUCAAUAAUCGAAUCGUAAAUCAUCAUAAUCUAAAAAAGAAAUAAUAUAAUCAUUAGAAUAUUCAUAAGUUUAAUCAUAAUAACUUGCCAAAUCAGCUUAAUUUGCUAAUGAAUAAAAUAGAGCAAUCUCAUUAUCACAUAAAUCUAUUAGUCGAGAUUCUUUUAGUAUAGAGACAAACAAAGCAUAGUAAGGAUAAUUUACAUAAUAAGUUUCUAUUUAAGAAAAACCAUUAUCUUAAUCAUUUGUAUAUUAAUAUAAGGAAAUAGAAUAACAAUAAUAAUAAUAACAAUAAUAAUAGUAAUAAUAACAAUAAUAAUAAUAAUAGUAAUAAUAAUAAUAAUAAUAAGAUAAUUUAUCAUCUAUUUAAAAAGCAAAUAAAGCAUAAAGUGAUGAUUUUAAUGAAAUCAAUAAGCAAAACAUUGAUGAUUAUCCUUCGAUUCCUUCUAAUUAAUUUAGACCAAAAAUAAAAAUAAAUGAUUUAAAAGAACCUUCACAUCAGAGUUAUUAAGAAGAUGAGAUUGAUAAUUUUUAAUUAUAAAUUGGUGUUCCAGAUUAAUAACCAUAAUUUAAUACAGAGGAAUCAAAGGAUUAGAAUAAGAUUUAAAUUUUAAUGGAUAGCAGAGCAAUAGAAGAAGAGGAUUAAGAGAUAUUUUAAGAUUAAAUAUAAAUCUAAUAAAUAAAGCCUAAGCCAUAUAAGAUGAAAGUGGAGAAUCGACAUAAGAAGACAAUGAGCGAGUAAAUAAAAAAAGAGAAAUAGGAAAGAGAAUCUUAAAUAAAGAAUAUAUUUGAUUCUAAUGAUUCAAUUCAUACAAUGUCUGAUUAAGAUUGGGGUGAGAAUUAGAUAUCUCCUUCAGAAUUUAAUUCAUUAAAUUAAAGAUUUGAAGAUGAAUAAUAGGGAUAAGAUUUUUAGAUUCAUGUACAAAGUCAUAGUAAGACACAACAACAUUAUAGAUAGGCAAAAAUAAAACCUUUAGAUUUUGAGUUUGGUGAUGAGAAUAAUGAUGAAUAAUCUUAUGCUGGAUAGGCUUAAGUAGAUUUUACAAAGAAUUAUUAGAUGAACAAAGAGACAAAAAAAUAAUAAUUAGAAAAAGUUUAUUUAUAAAGAUUAGAUAAAAAUGAUAAAAUAACAAGUGGAUCAAAAUAGUGGGAGUUUAAGAAGAAAUAAGUCAACAAAAAUCAUCCAAAAGAUAUAUCAGAUGCAUUUAUUGAUGAUUAGAUUGAUGUUGAAGAUAUCAACUUUUGA
Molecule: messenger RNA, 6342 nt
Organism: Paramecium sonneborni
Lineage: Eukaryota; Ciliophora; Oligohymenophorea; Peniculida; Parameciidae
Source: the annotation of a GenBank genome assembly